This is a messenger RNA of Candidozyma haemuli, 2277 nucleotides long. RefSeq names its product trifunctional dihydropteroate synthetase/dihydrohydroxymethylpterin pyrophosphokinase/dihydroneopterin aldolase (gene FOL1). The transcript has a single exon. Lineage: Eukaryota; Fungi; Ascomycota; Pichiomycetes; Serinales; Metschnikowiaceae. The record is from RefSeq and is a predicted model, not a curated record. Gene Ontology annotation, cellular component: mitochondrial envelope. Gene Ontology annotation, molecular function: dihydropteroate synthase activity; dihydroneopterin aldolase activity; 2-amino-4-hydroxy-6-hydroxymethyldihydropteridine diphosphokinase activity. Bases 1 to 2277 code for a protein of 758 amino acids. Gene Ontology annotation, biological process: tetrahydrofolate biosynthetic process.
AUGUCUGAUAAGGUCUACGUUUCUGGGCUCCAGGGCCACGCCAUCGUGGGAUUGGACCACUGGCAGAAGCCUGUGCCGCAUCCGGUGGCGGUGGAUGCUGUGUUUAAAACUGACUUUACGCUGGCGCUGCGGCGGGACAACUUGAAGUAUCUGUUGAACUAUGCGGUGAUCUCAGACCGGCUUCUGGCGUUUUUGGCUGAUAAUCGCCAGAAGAACUUUCACUCUUUGGGCGGCUUGGCUCUGGCGUUGUAUGGGCUGUUGGAGCUGGAGAGGGAGAAAUGCACGGGCAUUGAGUUGGCGGUGCUGGCGCCCAAACUAGAUAUCAGGGCGCCGGUGCUGUUCUCUACAGAUGGAAUUGCUGGAAAGUAUAAAAUCCACGGGCUCAAGGCGCUUACGUUGAUUGGCGUAUUUACCUUUGAAAGGCUCAAUAGGCAGUUUGUGGUGUUGGACAUUGAGCUUUCGACUGCCAAGGGCGUUACCCAUUUGCAUGUGCCUGCUGUUUCUGCUUCUGUGUAUGAGUACUUGGAACAGGCGAAUUUUAAGACCGUGGAGGCGCUUGUGAAACGGACCCUGCAGUGGAUUCUCCAGGAGUUUUUGGCCGUGGAAUGUGUCAAUGUUCGUGUGACCAAACCGAAUGCCAUUGUGUAUACGGAUGGCGUGGGCGUUUCGUGUAAAUGCUAUAGGGACGAGUUUGCUGGCGAGGAGCCUAUAAAAUUCAAUUUGGCGCCUAAAAACGGUACGUCUUUUGACCUUCCAGUGGAAGAAACAAACCGUGUUCUGCCUGUGCAAACUGCCUAUAUUGCAUUUGGCUCUAACGAAGGAAACCAGCUUCAGAACAUCGAUACCGCCUUGAAACACCUUGCGCUGCAUCCAGCCAUUCAGGUUCAGUCGACUUCGUCUUUGUAUGUGCUGAAACCAAUGUACCAUACUGACCAGGCUGAUUUUUAUAAUGGAGUGGUGAGAGUGACUUGUGAGAACAUGACUCCUCAUGAUCUUCUAAAGGUGAUUAAGGAAAUCGAAUACCAGCACCUUCAGCGCCAUAAGGAGUUCGAUAACGGGCCUAGAACGAUCGAUUUGGAUAUCGUUUUCUACGGAAACACCACCAUCAACACUCCAGACCUUGUGGUUCCUCAUAAACUGAUGUUGGAACGGACGUUUGUGCUCCAGCCGCUUUGUGAGCUUGUGCCUCCUGAUUUCAUUCACCCAGUGACGGCUGAACCUGUUCACGACCAUUUACGUAAGCUUUUGGCGACUGUUCCUGAUCCAUCUGUCCAGAAAUCGUCUGAGCUUCUUCUGGUCGUUCCAGGCAACAAAAACCGUCACCUUACAUUCAGCCAUAAUAGCAAGAAGGCUACGCUUAUCAUGGGCAUAUUCAAUGCCACUCCAGACUCGUUUAGCGACGGUGGAAAGCAUUAUGAGCUCUCCAAAGACGAUAUUGUGAAAGCUGCUCUUAAACUUAAGCAAGAAGGAGCUACUAUAAUCGAUGUUGGUGGCGUUUCGACCCGUCCUGGCUCCCUGGAGCCUUCUGUUGACGAAGAACUAGCACGUGUGGUUCCUGUAGUGGAAGCCAUUCGGUCUACGCCUGAACUAGACGACAUUUUCGUCUCUGUGGACACUUACCGAGCCCCAGUGGCCGAUGCUGUGCUUCUCUCUGGCGCAGAUAUCAUCAACGACAUUUCCAUGGGCACUCUAGACCCAGAAUUGUUCUCUGUGGUUGCAAAACACGGCUGUGGAUACAUCAUGAGCCAUACCAGAGGCACUCCAGCCACCAUGAGCAAGCUCACCGAAUACGGACCAAGCGAAGACCUGCUCAACGAGUACCAGAUCGAUCUGUACCAUGGUUUACAAGCCCCAGCGGCAGAACCAGUCGUUAACGGUGUUUGUCGAGAACUAGCAUCCCAGCUUCAAAUUGCCAUGGAACAUGGAGUCAGAAAAUGGCAAGUCAUUAUCGAUCCAGGCAUCGGAUUCGCCAAAAACAUCUCCCAGAACUUAACGUUGUUAAGUCGUGCAAAGACAUUAAAGCAGUAUGCCCAGAACGACUUGAAGCUGGGCAACUACACUUCUUUCCAUGGCAUGGCUCUUCUUGUGGGAACCAGCCGUAAGAAGUUUUUGGGUACUAUCACGGGAAGCCAGGAAGCCUCUGACCGUAUGAUUCCCACGGCAUCUACAGUUGUUGCAUGUAUUCAGCAGAAUACCGAUAUUGUGCGUGUUCACGAUGUUGCCGAGGUGAAACAGGCCGUCCAGACCGCCGACGCCAUCUAUAAGGGUAUUUAUUAG